This is a messenger RNA of Micromonas commoda, 1788 nucleotides long. RefSeq lists its product with no specific name. The transcript is spliced from 2 exons. The record is from RefSeq and is a predicted model, not a curated record. Bases 1 to 1788 code for a protein of 595 amino acids. NCBI's taxonomy places the organism in Eukaryota, Viridiplantae, Chlorophyta, Mamiellophyceae, Mamiellales, Mamiellaceae.
AUGGGGCGCCGGGGCGAGGACGAGGGCGAGGGCUCGGGUGUACGGUUCGAGGAUGCGCGAAUCGUCAAGGAGCCGAGCCGGCGCAUGACGGCCGCGGCGGUGACGCUCAGCCGCGGUUGCGCGGAGAGGAUACGAGAUGGCAUAGGCGCCUCCACAUCGGAAGCCUCCGCCUCCGAGACGCGGCGCGCGCGUCGAGAGUUCGCCGACGGCGGAAGCGCGACGGGAACGAGCUCGUUGCGGGAUGACUCGGGGUUCAUCUCCUUGACGUACACGCCGCGCAAACCGACGGCGACGUUCCUGCGCGCCUCCGCCCUCGACCGCGCCAGGGUCGAGUUCGGCCCAUCGAUAUACUCCGGGGGCUUCUCCGCACCGGGCGAUGACGCCGACGGAAGCGGCGCCGCGCGCGAUGGCGCGCCAUCGAGGGACCACCCGACGAACGACGCAUCUCCGCGUCCCGGCAAUCCCGGCGCGUGCGGCGACGACGGCGGCGUCGUCAUCGACGCCACCGUCAACCGCCGCCGAAGCGUGCACCAGCUCUCGUUCCUCUCCAACCUCGCCGAGCGACGACGGUGGGACGACGCGAGCAUCGCGACGAAGUGGACGUUGCUCGAGCCCGGAGUGAAGAGUCGGCCCGGAGCCAACAAAAAGACCGACUCGCCGCGGCGGUGGUGGAGCUUCUUACGACCGGGGUAUCUCAGGACCGGACACUCUCCGGAGGUUUCCGCCGUCGCGUUGCUCCACUGGGACUCUUUCGGCGACGCGACGGCGGAGGUGGAGAUCAAGAAGCAGGCGCAAACACACGGCCUGACGACGGCGCCCGGGCAGCCGGGAAACGGCGCGUUCCUCCGAGGGAACAGGCUCGCGAGGGUAACCGCCGUGUCCGAGGCGUUCGUGACGAACCUGAGGGGCCCGAACGGACCGACGUCGCCGCGGGUCGAGGUGAACGUGGCGGGGGAGGUCGGCGCCGCCGGCGACCCGACGGCGCCGCCGGUUUACGUUCGAGGCAAACUCACCUCGGAUCUGGCGAACGCGGGCGCGCACUGGCUGGCGGCGGAGGUGCGCGCCGGCGAGGGGAGCGCGUCCGCGAACGGGAACGGGAACGGGAACGGGAACGGGAACGGGCGCAGAUGCAUGCUCGCGCACCUGCGUUUCUUAACCGACUUUAAAAAUGCGCACGCGUUGCGGUUGCGUCACGCGUCUCGAUCGAGAGAGUCGGCGCCCGCGCCGGGUGCACCGUCGUGGGGGUGCGCCGUCGCGCAGACCUUGACGACGCCGGCUGUGGGUUCAGGGUUUAGGGGCUUAGGGUUCAACUACGAGUCCAAGGUGGAGGUCACGGUGCGGUGCGCACGCAGCGGUGAGUCACCGGACGGUGAGUCACCGGGCGGUGCGUCACCGGGCGGUGAGCUGCGGUUCGACGCGAAGGUGGCUCGGGACGGCGUCGGGGCGGGACGGGCGGCGAUUCGCGCCUCGUCCUCUGCGCCGCGCGCGUCGUCGUCGGACAAAACGUCGGACAAAACAUCGGACGCGGUGGAUACGAGGUUGGUGGAGUUUGCGGUUUCGGGCGCGAGGGGCGUGGAGGGCGUCGGGUUCGAGUGGAGGAGGGAGUGGCGCGCGCGAGACGUCGUCCGAGGGGACCGGGUGGACGACGACGACGACGACGGGGGCGACACGGCCGUGUCGAGCGGGGUGGGCGGCGACGGGGUCGAGCCGCGAAGGUUCGCGUCCAUUCGGGUCACCGCCGUCGACCCGCGCGGCGGCGGGCCGAGCGCACGACCUGGUGUUCGGUAG